AUGUUGAGCUGGGUGGCCAAAAUUGGUCCCCAGCUGCCUGAACCGCCGCCCAAAAAAAUUGAGGUUCAAAAGGAGGAGAAAUCAGCCACCACCACCGCCACCACCACCAAUACCACCACCACCGCCACCACCACCACUACCACCACCACCACUCCUGGACCUAAGAAAGUGACUUUUAAAGAUGAGUGCACAACAGAAGCUCCAAAACCUGAAAAAUCUAAGCAGGAAGUACAGCCAGAGGAGAACAGUCCAGCAGCUGGCUCUCAGAUGAGUAUGUUAGGGUGGAUCAGCAGUGCUUUUCCUCAGCCGGCAGUCUCGCCAAAGUUGAGUCAAACAUCCUCCACCCCCUCUAAGGAAGAAAAUACAACAGCCAGAAAGGGGAUGAUAGCUUGGAUUGCUCAGGGUUUGGAGAAAGUUGUACCUCAGCCUGACCUGAAGAGCAAAGAGCCACCACCAGCAGAGCAGCCCACUGAGAUGUGUCGAAAAGCAUCUCUACCAGCUGCAGAGCCUCAGGUGACGGUGAAGGAAGCAGAGCAAGAGGAUAAAACUGAAAACAAAGCUUACCCUCCCAGGAUGAUAGACUGGAUAAAACAGGGGAUCGAGAAGGUCGUCCCUCAGCCAGAGUUUCAUGGUUGCUCAAACACGGAUGCUAAAGAGAAGACUGAGACUCCUCCCACGGCAAAAGCGAAGGGAACAGAGGCUCCACCAGCCUUAAAACCAGCUGAUGCUGAGAAGUCCUCAAAGGAAGCAGAGCUGCAGCCAAAAAUGAUGGACUGGAUCGUUAAUGGGAUUGGCCGAAUGUUGCCUCAGCCUGUGCAGAAACAGGACACAGUCCAAGACGAGGUGCAGAAAAUCAGCAUCAUACAGGAGAAGACAGACCUGGUCUUAGAAGAUAUGGAGCAGGAAAUGGAUGCCCAGCAGCAAGAAGACAAACAAAUAAAAGAGACAGAAAGGUUGCAAGAGAAUCUGCAGCCGAUGCAAGAAGAGAGGGAAGAAAUGGAGACCAACAUGGAUCGAUGUGAACCAGUGAUUAAUGGGACCAUGAAAGAGGCUGAUGAGGAAUUUCUAGCUCACAUUGAGGAGAGGCUAGAGCAGGAGCGGCUGGAGGCGGCCCGUGUUGCAGAAGACAUGGCCCGUAAGGCGGCUGAGGAGGCGGUUCGACAGCUGGAGGAAGAGCGUUACGCAAAAUUCAGCAUUGAAACACCGCCGGAGUCCAUCGAGCAAUUGCCCAACAUUGUGGAGGAGAACGAGGACGACCCAGAGGGCCAUUUGGAGGUCAGUGCAGCUAAACAUGCUGCCUCUCCUUCAUCAACAGAGGCAGAGCCUGCGUCAGAGAGGAGAGACCAGGAGAGUCCAGUCUCCCAACCAAUCACAGAACAACCUGAGCAAAAGUCAGAAGAGCAGACCACCACCAGAGACCAGGAUAAUGCAUCACCAGAAGAAGAAGAAGAAGAAGUAGAAGGUGGAUGUGGAGCUCCCCACAGCUGUUCCCCGAUACAGCGCUUUCUGCUUCGAUUCCCACAAGCUGCCGAGUGUCUGGAGAGCUGCAGGAAGCUGUUGCAUCAACAUAACAUAAAUCCCCCCAAGCUGUCCAUGCCGACCCCACCGCCGGAGCUCUCCCAGCUGACCCAGCGGCUAUCGCAGCUCCCUGAGCAGGCACGGCAGUGCUUCAUGAGCAUCGCCAGCCACUUCAGAAACCUUAACUCCAAGUCCAGUCAGCCUCAGGAGCCUUAA
Cheilinus undulatus (humphead wrasse) is the source of this 1734-nucleotide messenger RNA. Its product is annotated as cyclic nucleotide-gated cation channel beta-1-like. The transcript has 20 exons. Bases 1 to 1734 code for a protein of 577 amino acids. The record is from RefSeq and is a predicted model, not a curated record. Lineage: Eukaryota; Metazoa; Chordata; Actinopteri; Labriformes; Labridae.